Anopheles moucheti is the source of this 4054-nucleotide messenger RNA. Its product is annotated as DAZ-associated protein 2. The transcript has 4 exons. The coding region runs from base 274 to 849 and encodes 191 amino acids. NCBI's taxonomy places the organism in Eukaryota, Metazoa, Arthropoda, Insecta, Diptera, Culicidae. The record is from RefSeq and is a predicted model, not a curated record.
CCAGAUCGAUAUUCUGGUUAAUACUUGGAGGAACGCGAUUCAAAACCCUAAACUUUGUAUUUAUUUUUAACAUACAUAGAUACACUUUACACGCGUAUUUAUAGUUAUAAAUUUACAAGUUAACAUAAUAUAAUAGUGAAAUUCGACUCGCGGAGCUCGAGGCGAGCAAGCAGAACGCGAUACCAACGAGGCGGAGCAGAAAAAGGAAAAAAAGCGAAACAACGCCUGUGAAAAGCGAUACAACCAAAACAAAACGUAAAACGAAUUCCAAUCAUGAAUAACAAAGGAGCAAAUGGAUAUCCGUCGUAUGAUGCCGCACAUCAGGCCGCAUAUCAGCAAUACAUGAACGGUCAGCUUCCUGCACAUGCACAAUUGCCGCCUUCGUACAACUCGGUGGUCACCAGUAUGACGCCGACCUAUCCGCCAUAUCCUCCCGGAAUCGUGCCACAGCCGUUCUACGGUAAUAGCUGGAGCGUGAAUCCGUCCCCGCAGGGACAGUUCGCACCGCCGCCACCACCGUACGCGGCCACACCGACUGCUGUAGCGGCCAUUCCGGCGCAGACGAUGCAUCCGCAGAUGUACCAGUAUCAGAUUGCGGCCGCUCCACCACCACAGGCUCAGCCGCCGCAGGUCUACCAAACGCAAAUGUAUCCAGUUCAAGGUGCCAUGUUUGAUGCCGGUGCACGGUUCGGUAAAACCGGUGGACAGCCGUCGGUUCCACCGCCACCACCCGGCAUUCUUCCCAAUGCAGCCCAGCUGGCCACAAUGCAGGGCCAACAGGUUGUGGUGACGAAGAAAAAGAACAACUUUCUCCACGGUGGCAACGGUGGCGGCUAUACGUUCUGGUGAAGUGUGGGAUAGUGCAGCCUUUUUGCUGCGCUCCUCCACCCCAAACAGGCUGGAAUGGAGCUGUGCUGAGGGCAUGUGGUGCCAUGUGGGUAAGCAAAUUGGGAAUUGGAAAGAAGCGACAGGAAGCGGAGAAAGAGAGCGUGGGAGUAGGAUUGAGAUUGUGAGGUGAAGGACAAACUGAGCACAAGCACCGUUGACUAAGGAACACGGACACUUGACGAGAAGACUGUAUACAAUCGGAACGCGUUUGAUGAUGAACUGGAUGGAAAGCAAUAGGCGGUUGGCGGUAUGCUUGCUGUUUUGGGAGUACCGAAACAGCCCGAUGGAAGGCUUACGGUUUACGAACAACGCAUAAAAGUACGCGUUUUGUAGCGUAUCAAAAAAGAAGACUAGAAACCUUAAAUGAACUCCUCUGAAUUUAUAGCAUUUUUUGGGUCGUAUUGUGUAAUCCCCACCUUAUUUGAUUGCAUUUGUUGCCAAGCAAAUGUUUCCAACCAUAAAGUACGAAUGAAUUGAAUACGAUAUCCUAUCCUUACCACUAAACUGUCCGAAGUUUCUCGUCUUAUGUUUAUCCUUAUAAAAGAUAGUUCCUUUUCUCAAUCAUUCUGUUUAGUAGCUUGAAGAUACUAGUAAAACAAGUCUUCUUCAUCCAGGAGUACAUUUAUCGACGACUUGUGUGUUCAAAUUCAAUGCAAAUAUGGCAAGCAUACACACAAGAAAAACAGCCCUCUAUAUACACUGAGAUCUGGACGUGCAUAUUGUGUGGUUUGGGAGAUAUUCACCGGAUAAUAAUACUAAUAAUGACCCACAGAGACUGCUCAACGAAGGUAACAGUAACUGAUGAAUUAAUUACACAAUCGCCACUGUAUGUUAAUUCCACGCACAGAAAGAGUGAGGGAGAGAGAGAGAGAGAGGGAUGGGUGCUAAACUUUAUUGAGGACAGGUAGAUGAAGGAAAGCUGUUAUCAGUAGCAAAUGGUUAAACUGGCAACGGAGUAGGAAAGGAACUAGCACAAGAGCAUAAAGCAUAAUUAAUCAUCGAGUGAUCGAUCCCUUGUUCAAAACCAUGCAAUUAGUUACUGCAGAAUACAAUCUCGAGCAAAAGUAAAUACAUUAUAUAAAACUGCAUUGGUGACAGUAGCAAUUUAGACGGAACCGUAGGAGCAAAGGGCCGACGCGAAGUCGUCUACUGAAGGCAAGUAAGAAACGUAAAUGGUACUAUUGCCCUAUAAAAAUACACUCCCGGUAAACCUAAGUACACAUUCACCUACACGAUAACACCUCGUAAGAACCUCCUUGUUAAAUGGCAGCAUUAGUAAAAAAACAACCGGCGGGCAAAAACCCAAUCAAUCGGAUCAAUUAUACUACUACGGAGUGAAAACACCGAAUACAAUAUAAAAGCAAUCUUGAAAAGCAAAAGAGCACGAUCUCACAAUCGUGUGAGUCGUAUGAAUGACACAUAACGCAACAAUAUCGCCUCGUUUUCUUCCGGGUAUCAUCACUGUUACUACUACCUGUUAGGAAAAUCCUUCAACAACAUUGCCUACGAAUGGGAAGCACAAAACGUUACUUUCUUGUGAUAGUUGGUUCCACGUCGAGGGAGAAGCAUUACCAGAGCUAAUACUCCCAAACCUGGAAGCGGUAACGCCACUGUGAGCGUACAUGAAGUACAAUUAGAAACCUUACCGUGCGUUAACCUCAGCAGAAUUGGAUGAUAAUCCAGUACGUGGGCGAUGACGACAACCGUGUUCAAUAGUUGAAGCUUAAAUUAACUUUGUGCUGUAUCAGGGCUAGGCAUGCCAGACUGAUCGAGUUUGGGUUUAUUCCUCCAAAGGGAAUAAACUAGGAUAACUGAACUGUUUGACGCGUGUCUAGUCCAGAGCUACUAGCAAUAAUGUUUCUGCUAAACCGAAAUUCAGUACAGUACCAUGGUACCUCCUUCGUCCUUUUAAUCCUUGUAUCAAACGACGAGUGCAUGAGAAUAAGAAACGACCAAAAUUAGAAGACUUCCAGGUGAAACGAAAUCUAAAUUAACGCGCGUUGUUUCACGAUGGUGAUGGAUAAUAACAAAGAAUGGUGAAAACAAACAAAACAUAUUAACUCAAAACGGGGGGAAAACAAAAACUGACUGCAGUGCAGAGCGCGCCUUGUGUGGAGGUCCGAUGGUGGAAAAUUCCUAAACGUGCGAAUGAAUAGUUUUGCUCCUUACGUGGAACAAUGGACAAAAUCAUGGAAAUAAUGUUACGCAUUAGAAAAGAGUUAAAACAGUUCAGACAAAAAGCAAAACACAUGUAACGAUCCAGCAAACAAAAAAAAAGGAAAAGGAAAAUAACUAUUGGCGAAUGUAGAGCGAAGCGCAAAACAAAAUAAUAUCAAUUCAAUAGCAGUAGCGAAGAAGCGUGUAAACGACGUUGGUGUGUAGGAAAAUCAACAACAGAACUGCAAAAGGGAAAGUAAGGCAAACCCAAAAAAAAAGAGAGGUUCUUGUACGAAUGGACGGAAAUGAUGAUUAAAAUUACAAUUACAAGUGAUCUAGUUUGGCUGAGAAACUUUAUUCAAAACAAAACAAAUAUAUAUAUACUUAUAUAAACAUAUACGUUGAAUCCAUAUUCACCGAGGAAUCGGGGGAAGAAAAUACGCGCGAAAAGCGUACAUGUGAAAAGGACACCUAUUGCUUAUUGCAAUGCUCCGUACUAUUACGGGCGUGAGUGACUCGAACGCGGAACAAGGAUGUUGGAAUGCAGUGAACAGGAAUGCUUUAAUAAUUAGCCAAAAGCGGGGAAGCGUAGAUGAUAAGUGUGAUCAACGAAAUUGAUGAUCGAACACACACACACACACACGGUUUGUGACCACCCAGUGAGGAAAGAGAGGAAGGGACGCUAGGCGCUAAAGCGGAUCUAAGUAAGGUUGACGAAUGGUUUUUUUUAAUGUAUGCAAUUUUUCGUUUAUCAAUGUUUUUUUUAGUUUAUCGUUUUGUUUCGAAACUUAGACGCGCCAUUGUAUUGUGUGGACUUUAAAAAUUCUAUCUAUAUUACCGUUUCGUAAUUCUGUUAAGAUAAUUUCGUUCCUACAUACUUUUGCAAUCAACGAAGGAGCAUGAAACGGAUGGGGGCACGGACGGAUUAUGUUUAUUACCGAUCCCGACAAAUAGUAAGGACAAGUAUUUCUGAAACUGAAACAUGAUAAUGAAUAAAGAAACAAAACCA